Molecule: messenger RNA, 951 nt
Organism: Echinops telfairi (small Madagascar hedgehog)
Lineage: Eukaryota; Metazoa; Chordata; Mammalia; Afrosoricida; Tenrecidae
Gene: GM2A
Product: GM2 ganglioside activator
Exons: 3
Coding region: 95-565 (156 amino acids)
Biological process (GO): ganglioside catabolic process; lipid transport
Cellular component (GO): cytoplasmic side of plasma membrane
Molecular function (GO): enzyme activator activity; lipid carrier activity
Source: RefSeq, a predicted model, not a curated record
GCUUUGCAUCGCUGGUCCACGCACGCCUUUAAAGGCGCCUCGGCCGCCGCAGCCGCAGACCUGCUAGGCAACUCUGCGUGGGCCCACCGUCACGAUGGCCCUUCCUCUGCGGGCGCCGCUCCUGAUCGCGCUCGGCGUGCUCCUCGUGGGCCCGGCGACCCCUGCACGCAUCCUCCGGAGCCAGCUGGGCAGCUUUAGCUGGGACAACUGUGAUGAGAGCGACCCUGCUGUGCUCAAAAGCCUGACCCUGGAGCCCGACCCCAUACCUGUUCCUGGGAACGUGACUGUCAGUGUUGAAGCCCAGACCAAGGUUCUGCUGGAGGUUCCUCAGAAGGGGGAUGUGUGGAAGACAUCCGGAUGCCAGGGGGAUGUGUGGAAGACGCCAAACCAGCCGGACCUGCUGUUUUCAGUAGCGUCACACACUUCAAAUGCUUGCACACUGUUUGAAUUUCGGGUUUUUCUUUUCCGACUCCCCGUGCUUCUUGUUCACGCUUCUUCCAGUGUUUCCUCGUCUCAAUUCUCCACGGUCUCCUUUGCGAUUUCCUCGUCUCUUGCAUCGCGGUAAACACUCUGCUUUUCACAUUUCCUCUGUGCGGGUCAUGAGAGCCCUUCAGGGCACUGGCCUGGCUGGAGGAGCACACACCACUGAUCUGGGACCUGCGCCUGUACUGGCUUUUUGAGCAGCAACGACGGUGUGAACAGUUCAUUUAGCUCCUGCAGCGCUUCCUUCCUUGUCCUCGUCCGUUUCUUCUCCGCUUCACCUGGUGCCUCGCGAUGUGGAUUCUGCUGACUGAGUUCAACUUGAUGAGUAACAGCCUUGGUACAGCUUCUGUUACUGCAACCCUUCUUAAUCUUUAGACCAAAAGUUUCAUCUUCGGUGGCUCUUUGUUCUUCUGCCCUGCCUUUUUGCUGCCCCCAGCCUGAGCCUGUUUCUUGGGAGGCAUGGCGGAG